AUGGCGGCGCACGGGGAGAGCGCGUCUAAAGGCACCCGUUUACCGGGAAGCGCUACCAGUUUCCAGAAGAAGUCUCGCAGUAAACUCAUUCAGAUUCCCGGAGCGAAAGCGUCCGUACACACGGGGCAGCUCACCGUCUCCUCCGGUGUCCCGUCACUGGACUGCGCUCUCGGAGGAGGACUGGCAGUGGGAAGCCUGCUGCUUAUCGAGGAGGAUGAGUAUGGCAGUUACUCGCGUACACUGUUGCAGUAUUUCUUGGCAGAAGGGGUGAUGUGUGGACAUGAACUCUUCAUUGCUUCUGCCCAAGAUCAUCCUGAUGACAUCAUAAAGGGUCUUCCGUCUCCCCUUCAGGAUGAAGACUCGGAGGUUAAAAUUUCAUCAUCAUCAAAUCCAGAACAUCAAGAUGCCAUGAAAAUCGCCUGGCGCUAUCAGAACCUUCCUAAGGUCCAGACUGUGCUCUCCUCGUCAUCCCGGUUUGGUCAUUACUAUGACCUCUCCAAACAUAUGGAGCAAGAUCUUCUGCAAAAUGCCAAGAUUCACACUUUUUACCUACCUGAGGAGGAAACGGCACCCUUACAUCACAGUGGUGUUCUUGGCCCUUAUGCUGAGUUGCUGCACUCUAUCCAGUUCUUAAUCAAACAAAAUGGGUUCGAUGGAUCAAAAUUACAGGUGAAGACUUGCAAUGUGCUGCGACUUGCUCUUUCCUCUCUGGGGUCUGUACUGUGGGGUGAUAAUGUGAGUGUUAGCUCCGCCCACAGCCACGCCCUGUUGAGCUUUCUUUAUGCCCUCCGAGCCCUCCUACGCGCCUCUCUUUCUGUUGCUAUGGUGACAGUACCCACUCACCUGACCAGGAAUAAAUUAAUAAGGGAAAGGAUAAUCAGGUUGAGUGACACAGCUGUCGCUUUGAGAUCAUUCUCAGAUGCAGAGAGAAACAGCAACCCUCUUUAUAAGGACUACCAUGGUCUUCUGCAUGUUAUACAGGUUCCUCGACUGAACUGUUUGGGGUGUGAAGUUCCAGAUACGAAGGACCUUGCAUUCAGGCUGAAGAGAAAACAGUUUACCAUUGAGAGGAUGUAUUUGCCCCCUGAUCUCUCUGACUCAGUAAGUCGGGUCAGUAAGGUACAGGUUACUCCGGUUUGUACUUCAGAAGGAAACAAACACCUGGACUUCUAGAGUAUCUCUCACCAUCAAAUAAAAUAAAAGACUUUAUCCAGAAAGAACAUAG
Messenger RNA from Clarias gariepinus (North African catfish), 1225 nucleotides. RefSeq names its product elongator acetyltransferase complex subunit 4 (gene elp4). The transcript has 10 exons. Bases 1 to 1173 code for a protein of 390 amino acids. Gene Ontology annotation, biological process: tRNA wobble uridine modification. Lineage: Eukaryota; Metazoa; Chordata; Actinopteri; Siluriformes; Clariidae. The record is from RefSeq and is a predicted model, not a curated record. Gene Ontology annotation, cellular component: elongator holoenzyme complex; cytoplasm; transcription elongation factor complex.